AAUAAAAACACCAUUAAAUAAUUACUUAAAUGUGUCAUUAAUUAAUUAAAAUUAGAAUUAAAUACAUAAAAGUGUAAUUAAAUGUGUCAUUAAUUAAUUAAAAUACUGAUUCAUUGUAUGUAAAAUGCAUAUAUAACUAUUUUACUAUUUACAUUUACAUUUCAUGGGCCUGCGUUGCAGCGCUUCAUGAAUUACUUAAAACUGUCAAAUUGACCCAUCAAAAGUUGGUAGGCGGAACCUAACGCCUGAUUGGUUACCCUGUGCAUCAAGUCAAGACAAAUCAAUUCGAGAUACUGGAUUGAUGCAGAGCUACUGAACACAUUCCAAUACACUUGGUGGCGCUAUUCACCUCUACGUUGGUUUGGAUACGCUGUUAAACAGAACUUUCAUUGCAACGGCUAAAAAUAAAGGAGAUGACGCGGUCCUGCUAGCCCCAAUGUUGAGACGCCGUGCAGGACAAAAUGUCAAAAAGUUGCCCAGAGCUGCUGAGAGAAGCAGCGAAUUUGAUUGAGGAAGCUCUGCGCAGAAGUCCAACGGCUCCGGCGGCUCCGUCACAGCAGAUACCGGCCGCUCAAUCACGUACACCUGUCCAAGGUAAGCUAAGUAAUUUCAUGUUAGCCAGGUGUGCUACUAAUUAAUGAUUCGGGACACACGUGUGGGUUAAAUUAGAUCGCCUCGAAAAUGAAUUUGUAUGUGGUAUUAUGAUGUUUCGUGCGUGACACGUUCAUUGUUAAUUGGGGGAGCUUAAAACGAGCUAGUUCGCUAAUGGUGUUAGCUGGUUUGAGCAUCCCAAGAUAGAAGUAGAGGCUGUUUUAGCUGACUGGUGACCAUUGAGUGGUGACGUUUUUCUGUGUUACAGCGGAGGUAGCAAGGCUCUUUGCGCCAUAUAACAUUGGAGCCAGAAGGAAUAUGACGAGACGACCAGCACAAGUCCAAGUUUGCCGAAGAAGCUACACACACACCGUCUGUUGUUUGGCUGACCACAAUGCGGAUAAAAUUCCAAGCGUACUGUUUAAAGCUGAACUUCUUACUUCAGGACUUGGAGAGCAAAAAGUAACAUUUUCAGGGAAUGACCACGAUCCCAUGGUUAUAACAAAUAAACUGAUGGAAGUGUUUCCGAAGCUCCAACAAGGUGGAGGCUUUGAAUUUCUAAAACUUGUAGGAUCGACUCGCAGUCGAAAUCUUGCAUUGCUUCAGUGUCCCAGCACUGGAUACACCCUUGCCUAUCUGAAAGAUCCAUCGACGAUGAUUGGACAGGCUACCAUCUACAUACGUCCACUUCAACAGGAUCUAUCCUUAGAUUGUGAGAGCUCACGUCCUGCCUCUGGUCCAGUCAUCCCCUGCAUCACUUGUCAGAAGGAAGUUCCCUUUUCAGAGAUGAAGCUGCACAGAUUGAGCUGCAAUGGAAUGGAAGCUUAUUAAAGAACCCACUCAAGCUGCCAAAGUUUUCAAAGAGAAUCUGCUAAGGGAACAUGCAACUGGGAAACCACUUAGAAUGAAGAUGGAUGUAAGGGAGUCUGAAGAGGACCGGGAACGGGAGCUUCUCUUAUUCUAUAAACAGCAGCAAGAAUGGGCAUGUCCACUUCAUUGUACUCUGGUUGGUGAUGUUGCUAUCGGAGAGGGAGUGAUGCGGUACUUUAUGACAACAAUCAUAUCCAAACUCCAGUUUGGAUUCAGUCUAGAUCUUGGAGGAAUGGGCCGAACACUGCUAUUUGAGGGUGAACCUGACCAUCUUGUUCCAGCAGCAUCAGAGGCACUUAUUGAAAGCAACCUCUUCCGGGUUGCAGGAAGGAUGUUGGCCCACACCUUUCUGCAUGACGGUCCCCAUGUCACAGGAUUAAGUCCUGCUGUAAUUCAUGUACUCUUCAAUGGGGACCCUGAAAUGGCUACUGUUGUUGUUAAAGACUGUCCUGAUCUGCACAUCAGGAGCAUCAUAGAACUGCUUGAACAUGAAGAACUUACACCGGAACAGAAAGACACAGUUUCAGAUCUUUCCAUGUCUUGGGAUCUUCCGGCAGUCACCAAAACAAAUCGGAGAUGGCUACAUAAUAAACUUCUACUCCAUGCAGUCGUUGGGAGGACCAUGCGCCAAAUUAAACAGUUGAGAAAGGGACUGAAAGAUGUGAUGGUAUGGCCCCUGCUGACAUCUAGGCCAGAUGUUGUCCCACUUCUUUUCCCCAAAAUGGCUGAAAUGCAGUUCACACCCCAGAUGCUCCUAGAAAAAAUCACAUGGCCAGUUGAGGACAGUGAUGAUGAAGACUUUGACUUGGACACCACCUGCCGCAUCACUGGCUUUUUAAGGAUGUUCAUUGAAACAGCUUCAUCAGGUACCCUGGCCCAGCUGCUGACAUUCUGGGUUGGCUGGGAGAUGCUUCCUCCUGAAUUGAUAGUGGAGAUUUCUGGGGGAACCCUUCCUACGUCCUCCACAUGCUUUGAAACCCUAAAGCUGCCAGCUCAUUUCAAAAUCUACAUGGACUUUGAGAAAGCACUUGUCGCUGCUAUAAAAAGUACUGGAUUUGGGCUGGUUUAAGUUUGUUCAGACAGAUGUCAAUUAGGGCUGGGUAAUAUUUCAAUAUUAUAUCUAUCGUAAUUUUGACAUGUAAUGUUACAUGGUAAGUUCAGUCUUUUCCUGGUUUCAAAGGCUGCAUUACAGUAAAGUGUAAUUUUCUGAAUUUACCAGACAGUUCUAGUAUUUGCCUUUAACCACUUAGUCAUUAUAUCCACAUUAUGAUGGUUAUUUAUCAGAAAUUUAAAGGUGGAAGAUAUUUUGUGACUGAAUCAAUUGUCAACCAUACAAUAUUGUCAUUGAGGUGUUUGGUCAAAAAUAUUGUGAUAUUUGAUUUUCUCCAUAUUGCCCAGCCCUAAUGUCAAUGCCUACACUGUUCAGAGUCUUUGAAAACUUAGAUUAACACACUGUGCAGUAGUUGACCUUUUGUUAUUCAUUUUUUUAUUCUGCAUAUAUAUUUCUUUUAAAAGGAAAGCAAACUUUCAGUUUUUGACUGCUGGUUCUAACACAACAAAUAAAAACAUGGCUUGGA
Messenger RNA from Pungitius pungitius (ninespine stickleback), 3038 nucleotides. Its product is annotated as G2/M phase-specific E3 ubiquitin-protein ligase-like. The coding region runs from base 1403 to 2530 and encodes 375 amino acids. The record is from RefSeq and is a predicted model, not a curated record. Lineage: Eukaryota; Metazoa; Chordata; Actinopteri; Perciformes; Gasterosteidae. Gene Ontology annotation, molecular function: ubiquitin-protein transferase activity. The transcript is spliced from 10 exons.